Molecule: messenger RNA, 3511 nt
Organism: Phytophthora nicotianae INRA-310
Lineage: Eukaryota; Oomycota; Peronosporomycetes; Peronosporales; Peronosporaceae
Exons: 5
Coding region: 68-1759 (563 amino acids)
Biological process (GO): dGTP catabolic process
Cellular component (GO): nucleus
Molecular function (GO): dGTPase activity
Source: RefSeq, a predicted model, not a curated record
AAGGAAACAUUUCAUCCAAUUGAAUUGGCAACUUCAACACAUUCCGCCUUCCGCGCAGGACGUCGCCAUGAACAAGAAGCAGGACACGCUGUGGUCGGCCUUCGGUCGGCAGCGCCAGCCACCAGCCAAGCGCCAGAGGGUACAGACGCUGGUGGAGAGCGAUAUCUCCGUGUCUCGAAGGAAACAGCUCAGAGGCUCGCCAAGUGUCGACGUAGAAACCGGUACCUUGACGGAUGCGGACUUGUUGUCUUCUCAAGAGGAUGCACUGAGUGCUGAGGGGCAGAGCGUCUGCGAUGCUGACGAUUUAGUGGCUUUAGAGACUAGGAAGAGAGCGACAGCUGCAGUCGCGAUGGAGGAGCUGGAGCAAAAGGCGCAGGAAACGCCGAGAGGCAAGUUGAAGCUCAACGAGAGAAAAGAAAUUAAGGACAGUGUACAUGGACUGAUGACGUUCGAGCCGAUCUGCAUGAGGAUCAUCGAUACACUCCAGUUCCAGAGACUUCGAAGUUUGCACCAACUUGGCGCUGCGAACUUUGUGUACAUUGGAGCAACUCACUCCCGGUUCGAGCACUGUCUUGGCGUGGCGUAUCUGGCUGAGAAGAUGAUUGAGAGCAUUCGUUCGCACCAGCCCUGGCUGCCGAUUACAAAGGAGGACGUCACUUGCAUUAAGAUCGCUGCGCUGUGCCAUGAUCUGGGCCAUGGACCGUUCAGUCAUGUAUUCGACGGUCUCUUCCUCGAACAACUACGAAAGAAAAAGCUCAUUCCAAUGACGUUCAAGUGGUCGCACGAGCAGGGAUCAGUGGAUAUGUUCGCUUAUUUACUGACGGAGAGCAAAAUUUCAGUCGAGGACUACGGACUGACCCAACAAGACGUCGUAUUCAUCAAAGAACUCAUUUGGGGCGGACCUUUGCCAGAUUCCAGCGGGAUUCUGCGCGGACGACCGUCUCGUGACCAGCGAUUCCUGUACGACAUCGUGAAUAACGCGAAAAGUGGACUAGACGUGGACAAACUGGACUAUUUCAUGCGAGACUCGCUCCACACGGGGGCUAAAAUGUCGUGUGAUACCGACCUACUUAUUCGUAACGCUCGUGUGCUGGUAGACCGUGACGAUCCUGAAGAAAACAUGGUGGUUUGCUUUCCCGAGAAGCUAGCUGGGCAAAUUAUGCAAGCCUUUCGGGCACGUUACGAGCUUCAUCAGUCCGUGUACCAACACCGAGGAGUCCGUGCUAUUGAUUACAUGCUCUGUGACUUGAUGAUCUCAGCCAACGACCACGUGACGAUCAAAGGAAAACGGAUCUCCGAGAUCAUGUGUUGCAUGGAGGCUUACCAGCAUUUUGACGACCGUGUGCUGCUGAAAAUCCAAGAAAGCGACAGCCCUGAACUAGAAGAGGCGAGAUCGAUACUAAAUCGAAUCUUCUCAAAGCCGUACUACAAUUACGUCGGCAAGACAGCAUUAACGGCGCACUCGCAACAGAAAACGGAGGAUAUGCUGCUGAAUGAAGUGCUGCGGUGCUCCACAAAUCGAUCGCUGAUCACCGAGAAGGACGCAGUUAUACUGGAAUUCAUGCGCGUUCAUUAUGGAAAAGGGAAGGCAGACCCCGUACAACAUGUCAGGUUCUACUCGAAGAAUGCAACCGCAAGCUCCAGGUGCUUCCGCUUGCCCGAAUGCGCGUACGAAAUGUUCAGUCCGCGGAAGUUUGAGGAAUACUCCAUUCGAGUCUUCGUCAAAGAGCCACACCUGGUAAGUCUAUCUACUAGAUAACCCCGCCGCAUUCUCAAUUGUGUUCUGUAGGUUUCACCUGUUCGUGAGGCGUUUGAGAGAUGGUGUCGCAAGUUCAACAACUCGCAAGUGUUUCCACUUGAGUUUAGCACCAAGCUGUGAGAGAUUAUAUUGCUUCACACUUGACGCAGCAGCCAACAGUAGUAAGUAAAAUAAGCCGGCGAACUUAAAACGAUGGACUCCACAUUCAUUUUUCAAGCCGAUAGCGUCGGCUUUUUGAUGUACGCGUCUACUGUGAAGGUGUGUUUUACGGCUUGGAUAGUGCUGUCGCCGCGAUAGAAGUUGCCACUUUGCUCUCCAGAAGCGACAAGUCGUCCGGUUGGGGCAGUGCAAUCUACAAUUUCAACACAAAACGUGAGCAAGAAAGCACAAGAACUCUGACAAAUGGUGGGAACUUACAUCGGAGGGCACCUCGUAGAUGUACGACUUGCCAUCUGCAUCGCCAGUGAUCACGCUCUUGCCGUCGGCGCUCCAUCGGAUCUUGUUCAAUGACUUGUCACUGAUCUUCUCUGAGACUACAGACACCUCGACAUCUCUCAGGAUGUUCCAGAUACUCACACUGCCGCUGCUAUCUGCAACAGCAAACAGUGCCGGGUGCAGGGGGGACCAUCGUACGUCGCUAAUGUAUUCGCUCGACGGCUCGAACGAGAGCACAGGGAACUCAGGGUGUUCGAGACUCCACAGUUUGACCGUCGAAUCCAGAGAACACGUGAGCAGCAGACUAUCGCGGUGUGCUGGCAGCAGUGGGUUGAAGUGCAUGGCCGUAACUGGACCAAAGUGCGAGCCGUCCUUAGAGACUGCCUCGACAAUCACCUCACGGACCAGGUCUCCAGUACUGCUACCGAGUAGACUGUUCCUGUUCUUCUUGUCGGUAUCCAUACUGCUGCUGUCGUCGCCAGCGCCAGCUCCUUGAUCUCCUUGCCCAACACUGCAAAAGAAGUGACCGAGGCUUCCAUCUUCUUGUCCGAGGUGUUGACGGAUGUGUAGUUUGACACGAUAGACAGCGAGAUGCGCAGAUCCAGCAUGUCCAGAGGCUUUUGCAGAUGAUCGAGAUCCCAUACGCACACUCGACCGUCGGUACUGGCAGAGAUCAGUCUACAACAGCCACAAAAUCCCCCAUCGCGUAGAUCGGGUGUGUGUGGCUAAACGCCGACAACGCCGUCUUCUGCACUGGAGCGCUCUUGGCGCGAGUGUCCCAGACCACAAUCUGACCGGAAUACGUGCCGCCGAUGAUAAUAUGACGGUCGAACGGGUUGAAGCACGCACUGGUUACUUGUGAGUGGCACGUAAACCGGUAUUCUGGUCGACCGGGCAGAGCUGUGGACCACAAGAGCACCACUCCUUCCGUGAUUGCUGCCACUUCAGUCAGUGCCGCUGUGGCGGAGUUCCCCAUCGUAUCCCACUGCGACGACAUGCCGUCGUCCUUGUCUUCGUCCUCCAAGAAGUUCCGAGCAGUGUACGCCACCAGAGUGAGCUCCGGGUAGAACGGGGAGACGUCCACAUCUGUGACUGCGCGGUGUUUGGACCACUGACUGUCUGCAAAGACAUACUGCUGCUUCAAGGACUCCGUGGCUUCCUCCACUGCGCUGUCCUGCUCCACGUCGGCUCCGUAGUCAAUCAUAAUGUCAUACUUGCUCGAAGUGUUCAAUGCACGCUCGAUAACCCUCGAAGCCUUGGUUAAAAAGGCCUCCAUCGCAUCAGACUGCAUUAAACUGGUCUUGUCUUCUACUGAUA